This is a messenger RNA of Melospiza melodia melodia, 2246 nucleotides long. RefSeq names its product pterin-4 alpha-carbinolamine dehydratase 2 (gene PCBD2). Gene Ontology annotation, molecular function: 4-alpha-hydroxytetrahydrobiopterin dehydratase activity. NCBI's taxonomy places the organism in Eukaryota, Metazoa, Chordata, Aves, Passeriformes, Passerellidae. The transcript has 4 exons. Bases 50 to 361 code for a protein of 103 amino acids. The record is from RefSeq and is a predicted model, not a curated record. Gene Ontology annotation, biological process: tetrahydrobiopterin biosynthetic process.
GCUGCUGGGAGCGCGGCGGGCGGCGGGCGGCGCCGGGAGCCCCGCGGCCAUGUCCUCCCAGUCUCACUGGUUGACGACAGAGGAAAGGAAUCAAGUUUUACUGGAUCUCAAAGCUUCAGGCUGGUCUGAGCUGGGAGAAAGAGAUGCCAUCUACAAGGAGUUCAAUUUCAAAAAUUUUAAUCAGGCCUUUGGAUUUAUGACACGUGUUGCUCUCCAGGCAGAGAAGAUGAACCACCACCCAGAAUGGUUUAAUGUCUACAGCAAGGUUCAGAUAACUCUGAUUUCCCAUGACUGUGGUGGGCUGACCAAGAGAGACGUGAAGCUGGCUCAGUUUAUUGACAAAGCUGCUGCCUCAGUUUAACCAGGAUAUAAAUAGCUUUAAUACAGUGUCCACUGAUAUUUUGUUUUUAAAUGAUAUCUCUUUUUCCUUGUAAUCCUGAUUUCCAAAACCUGUAGAGCGAAGAUAUUUUGUAAAAGGAGUGGCUGAGCUUUUCUGACCUUCAGUACCUUAAUCAUGAGACCCCUUUGGCUGCCUGUGCUUGUCCUUUCCCAUUGCUGGUUCUGCAGGAGGAUGCAGUGGAUAAACCAGCAAUAAAUAAGUUUUGAGCAAUCCUUUUUUAGACACUAAACUGUGCUGGAAUGAAACCAGGAGCCCACCCAUGUGUGUUGAUGUUCCCCAAGCUCACAGGGACUGGUCCAGCUGCCAUAUAAGUUUCCCCCAUGCCUGGCCACUUCCCUCCUAUGGUUUUGUACAUCUCUGCACCUCAAACAGUGUAAGAGCAGCCUGGCCAGGUCAGUCCCCUCUGCCUUGGCACCAUCAUCUCUGCCAGUGACCAGUGACAAGUGCAAGGAUGCUGGGGAGAGCAGUGCAAGCUGCUGCUGCUGUGUCCUUGGAGUUGCAGCUCAACUGGCAGAAACAGCUACAUCCAGAGCUGCUGCUUGAGAGCCUUUCCCCGUCUGAGAGUACAGAAUCACAUAACCACAGACUGGUUUGGGUUGGAAGGAGCCUUAAAGGUCAUCUCAUUUCACCCCCCUGCUGUGGGCAGGGUCACCUUCCACUAGACCAGUUUGCUCCAAGCCUCAUCCAGGCUGCCGUGGACACUCCCAGGUGCAGGAGUUGCUGAAAUCUUUAGUGCCGCUACCGCAAACACGAAAUGUCCUGGUGAGCUCCCACAGCAUUGAAUGAAGCCUGUGCUGGAGUGCUUGGCCAGGCCAGUGCUCAGCUCCCUGCAGAUUGAGCCACUGCUGGUGGUGUAAUGCUCCAGUACCUGCUGGACCAGGCUGGGGGUGGCCUGGCCCAGUGCCCGAGCCCUGGCCAGGGCUGCCGGCGGCGGAGGAAGUGGCAUUAGCAGCAUUCUUGCUAAGCUGGGCUUCACUGAAGCUAUGCUCACCCACUUUUUUUUUUUUCAUAGCUAGAAUUACUCGUUGCACACAUUGUUGCAGAUCCCGCUGACAACGUUUGAAAUAGUUCCUCCCAUAGUUUGAAUUGUUUUUAUCCUAUGAUCCUCCCCUAGACAGAUUUCCAGCGCCAGCAGGGAGAUUUCAUCCUGCUCAGAGCUUGCAGGAGGGGCCUCUCCCCCUGCAGUGCCGCUGCCGGGUGUCCCCAGCGUGCUCUGUCAUGCCCUGCCAGCAGCUCUGCCGGGAGAUUGACACCUCCCAAAUGCCCGAGAGCAUUGCUCAGAUGACACUCACAGCCACCAGCUACCGAGAAGGGGGACGGAUGUACGGCUGCCAGAAUCUAUAUCGGGGCGAGGUGUGUGGUCUCUCGGGUAUUUUGGGAUGCAGAAUGCCAUGAGCUUGCCACCCAAGUGAUUGAGUCGAUAAAAUAAGAUGUUAUUUGUGAAUCCUCAGCAAACACGCCGUCACGUGCUAAUUGGUCACACACACAGGAAGCAAGAUGUUGGGGUUUGUUGUCAGUAACCCUGCUUGGGAUAUCAAGUUAAUACCUAAAAAGACCCAAAUUCAGACAACGUGCUCAGCUGUUCUUUUCUCACAAGUGCCUUUCCCCAGUGAAGUGCAGCAUUUCCCUGAUAUGGUUUGAAAAUGGUCACUGCUGUGAAGAGUGAAUAAAACUAAAACAAACAAUCAGGCUGUGAUGUCUCCUGUUAGUGGUGGGGAAGUGAAAUGAGCUUCACCCAAAGUUUUGACAACAUCUCUAAUGAAGUCUCUAAAGUCAGUUGUUCAGAAUUUAUGUAUAACGCGUGGGCUUUGAGUAAAACCAAUAAAAUCAAAUUCCUCCUUUGUAA